Messenger RNA from Wasmannia auropunctata (little fire ant), 11630 nucleotides. RefSeq names its product protein unc-80 homolog (gene unc80). Gene Ontology annotation, biological process: monoatomic cation homeostasis. Gene Ontology annotation, molecular function: monoatomic cation channel activity. Gene Ontology annotation, cellular component: cation channel complex; axon. The record is from RefSeq and is a predicted model, not a curated record. NCBI's taxonomy places the organism in Eukaryota, Metazoa, Arthropoda, Insecta, Hymenoptera, Formicidae.
AGUCCUCCCUUCAGUUACACGCUAUCCCGGCGCCGGGGUGCAUACCCGCGUCGCGCAGGGAUAUCCACGGGGAAAUGACGGAAGUGUGUUACUAGGCCGAGUGGCACACGUGAUUACUCUCUCUUCUUCGGUGCGGCGCUACCCUUCGGCAACAUCAUGCCCGGCGUCGGCGUUUUCCGGCGGCUGCGUCCAACGAGCCGACGAUAAUAUCGCGUGCGAUGAUUGUGCCUUUUCGUGGCGUGAAAUGAAUUUCCCUCUCGCAAGAGAGGGAAGUGCGUGCGAGUCACUUGGCACGAGUAGACGAAAUUUUUAUCUUGCGGGUUGUCGAUUUCUAUGCGUGCGUCGACGACUCCGACGUUCCCCAAUCGGGGAUUGAUCCACUCCGGCUGAUGGAGUGUUGUUGACUCUACCGAGGGUGUGUGCAGGACAUAGGCGUAAUAUUAGCGGUUCAUGUUGGAUCUGGUCUGGUGAGGUGAGACACGUGGUAGCGAUGGCAGCACCAAUGAUUUUACUAAUUAUUACACCGUGUUCGAUUAAUUAAACUCAAUCUCGUUCGUUCGCGAUCUCGAAACAUUUUAGUGAUAUUUAAAGCAAUCAUGGAUAAACGGCGGUCCAUGGACGGGGGAACGCAAGAGUAUCCUCUGCCUAUUCCGGUUCAGAUGUUUCUUUGGCGUCACAUAAGGCCAUUUAUUCGAGCUAAGCUAGGAAAACUUCACGAAGCAUCUUGCACGUUCUGUCAACACGCGCCAGGCCAUCAUGAAAUGAAGGAAGCGUGCACGUGCCUUGAAAGGGUUUUAGUACAGGAUCUUCACAAUGAUCUGACACCCUCGUUGAGCGAGAUAUUGAGAAGUGUGCCACGUUGGCGUUUAAUUCAGGCCGCUCUUCCUUACGUUCUCCACGCUACGGCUAGUCUCUUGCACAAUAGGAAGGAUUUUCAGACCCUCGGCACGAUGGAAACGACUCUUCUUUACAUUCUUCACUGGAUACUUUUGGAUUCAGCUGAAGAAUGCGCGGAGAACGAGGCCGACCCGUCGAAUCCUUUUUUCUACUUGUUUCCGAUACCUACCAUGACUCUCUUCAUCUAUCUAUUUGCACCUCUGUGCAAUCACUUAAAAGACAUUGAUUUUAAGACGAAUUUACGAUUGGAGAACGGCCUAAAAAUAUGGUCUGCCAUGUACGAAUGCCGGCAUCCGGAUACAACUUGCUUUACAGCGCAUUGUCGUGCCAAGCCGCGCAUUUAUUGGAGCCAAUCCUUCAAGUCCGCCAAGCAUCACAUGUUGUCGGAUGACGUUUUCGUUGGCGGAAAUGUAGAAAGUCCACCUAGCCAAUCGACCUCGGAACAAAGCGCUCCGCUGCCUUCGAGAGCAAUUGACGAAGAUCAGCAGAGUACUUGGCUGUCGUCACCGAAGGACACGGUUUUCCCGGAAACGAUCCCUGAGGAAAACUCCGGUGCAGAGGACGAGCACGUGGUAAUAUUCAGAUUACCAUCUUUGACUGAAUCGGAGAGAAUGCUCGAUGGGGUAAAAGAAGUCUCCACUAUAUUCGCAGGCGAGGCCAGCAUCUUUCACGUCGCGAUGGGCAGGACGACCACCUCCUCGAGAUCUACGAUAGAACAGUUCACGAUAGAACAGGUCACGGCAAUUUCUGGAUUGGACACGUGCAAACAGUAUCAUGGAAAAGCUACGAGAACCGGAGGUAUGGACAGGGAGAAAGAGGAGAGAAUUAAAACGGAAAAAGAAGCGCAGGAGACUUCGAAAACGCGCGGAAGUUUCUCAAUACAACGUCAAACAGCAACUGAUACAUCUACAACCGAGCGCACCACCGGUUCUACAUUCGUCGAUUCGGACGUUCGUGCGGCAACCUUUCUAGACGUGGCCACUUUGAGAUGUCUGUUCGUGCCUCAAUGGCAGGAGGAAGGCGUUCACUGGGCUCUUCAAUUUUUCUAUUAUCGGCUACGAAGAAUCAACGAAGAAACCUCGGUGCAACAGAUGCCACGUCGCCGGAGCAACUCCUUGCCUAUACCGAAAAUCGAAGUCUCGUUUUAUCAGAGCCCCGAGAGUAAGAAGAAGGAUGUAAAGGAUUUUAUCGAGGUGCCCGACACGCGCGAUGCCUCUUUGACAACGGACUUGGUCACAUUUUCAGAUUUAUCAUACGCGAAGGCCAAGAAGGCGAAUCGGCAUACCAGACGCGCCAGCGAGAAGACGAAAAAGCGCAUGAAAAUGGCCGAUCUUAAGGCCUUUGUGGAAACAAAACUUCUCUCGAAGUCGGAGAAGGCACUUGAGAAAAUUGGCCAGGAAGAACCCAAAAUGUUAUUCGAGCAGGAACGUCAUACAAGUCUUGAUACUGGAGAGGAUCAUUUGACUGGAGGAUCGAGACCAACUUCGGCCAGUUCGAAGAUUUUUGAGGCAAAGGACAUCGAUUACAUGAAGCAUCCUACGAAUCUAAUCAAAGGGAAGAGUAUGCCGAGUUUAAGCUGCUUGAUUAACGAGCUGACCGCGGGAGGGUACAUCGGCGAUACUCGCAUCGAGAGGAAGCAGAGUCGGUUUUACAGUCAGUCCUACACCGCGCCGAACCCUAUUAUCACCGUCACGGAACACACGCCAACCCCAUCCCCCGAUUACAUGAAGCGUCAGGGAUCUAUCGACAGUCAGUUAGAUAUCAUCAGCGUCCAAGGCAGUCGUUUGUGUUCUGAGAGGAAACCCAGUCUCACGAGGUCUCAGACGGAUUCCAAUAUCACUUACAUGAGCGACGAAGUGCCGGAAGCUCCGGGCUCCGCGUGUUACAUCACCAAGGAAGGCGAUGUUGAUCUUCAAGUCGUCUUGAAGGCGAUACACUUUGUUGCUUUGCGAGAUAGUACCACCUGUACGCCGCGAGUCUGCGAGAUUAUGCUGAACUUGAUGGAGCUCUUAAUGGACAUGGGAGUGAUGAAGCAUUGCCUGCGAGAGGAGGCCAUCGGCAGUAAUGCAGGAUCUGGUACGGGGAUCGACAAUAAGUCGGAAACAGGAAAGAAGCAGGAUUCGCCGACGGAACAGGAACAUAGAUACGAUCUGAGUGGCAAGGGCAAGCCGACCGCUCACAAUCUCCUCAUGAACUGCGUGAUCCGAGUGUUGAGGCAUCUAGGCUGCCCGCACGGUUGCUUGGACGGGGUACGCGGGCCUCAGGCUGAUAUCUGCCGCUCCCAGGGUCAGACUAUCCUGACGAAACUGCAUCGCGCGAGCUCCCGUCAAUUCUCGCGAUUUUUACGAAUGAUGGUACGAGAGCAGCCGUUGACGGAAAUCUUGGACUUCUUUCACGCGUAUGUUGGAUACUGCGUCGAUCCGAGUUCAUUGCUGUCGCCGCUUAAUCAGAAAAGAAUGUCGGGAAAAUCGCCGGAUGUGGCAUCUCAAAGUGGCUACGCGACGAACUUCGGCGCCGGCGGAAGCGGGGUCGGCACUUCGGGCGGCAGCGGCGGCAACGUCAUCACGACGGCGAGCGGCGUCGCGACGUCGUACAACGCCGGCGGUUACGGGUCGCGCGGUAUCGAGGGUCAGAUCGUGGCCUGCGUGUUCAAGGUCCUGGUUACACGCCUCAUCGGUUCCACAAAGCAGCUGAAGGCGCAGGAGAACAUCAACCUUUACUGCGACGUGCGACAACUGAUGACAUACGUCAAGGAGGCGCACGGUGGUAUCUUCCGACGGGUCGCUCUGAGCGGGAUCCUGGAUUCCGCGGAUCGGCCGAAUAAACGAUGCAACAGCAACAUGCAGACAACGCGUGUUAUUAGACACAUUCAUCAAUCGGAUUUAGAGGAACAUGCGGACAUCGGUGGAGACACGUGUUUCACCGUUGACGACAGAGGCACGCGAAAGUUCCUCUUUAAGAAGAGGAGCACAUCGUCCACUUGCGCUGCGGGAUCGAAUUUGCAGAGUCUCCUCGAAACGGAAUUGAGCGAGGAAAACGUCAAGAUCAGUCAGAGCCCGUUGGGCAAUCUGCGCAAAAAACAUCACGUAUUGACGCCCCGGCAGAGCGAGCGCAACUUAGGUAUCGGUGAGCCUUCUCUGAUGGGACCGCGGAAAUCGACGCGGUUUCAAAUCGGUGGUAUCGUUAAUUGGUUCCGGAAGGAGUACAGUCGGACCGAUUCUACUGAUAGCCACGAGAGCAGCGAGUCGCCUACAGACGGCAGCUUUGUUAGACAACCCAGCUUCCAUUACGGCCAUCAUCGCAGCGCGUCGCGAACCGGUCGCGGAGUUGGUAUAACUCUGCAAAAAGCGAAACGUCGGAUGGAGGAUCAGUUGAAUAAAAUCGGCUUUGGAAAGAGCAAGAAGAAGGAAAGCAUGGAAGAGACACCCGGAAAUUAUUUCAGUCGAAAGAAUUCCAUGGAGCUCGGCGAGGCUUGCAGAGAGUCCGAGUUCAUUGUACUGAAGGAAAGAAGAUUGGUACCUCGCUUCGCGGUGUUCGAAGGAAUGUUACGAUUCUCAUUCCUUCUGGAGACCUGCCAACCAGGCUCCGUUCCCGAUCCCCAUCUAAUGGCGUCGCUUCUAGACCUUCCAUACGCGCCGAUAGUAUCUCGCGCUUGCCUGAUGCUGGAGUGCGCGUAUUUGGUGCACCAGUGCAACAAGGGCCACUGGCCCGCGUGGAUGAAGCACAAUUUCCCCAUGUUCCGACCGUCUGUGCCGAUAAACAAUCGAAACGCCUCCACCGCACUUAGACGCGUUCACAUUCUACAACGCACCGCGGGAAAGUUAUUUUAUCAAUGGGCCGAGGCAAUAGGAGCGCGCUUGGAAGAGUUCAUGGCUGAGGAUAAGCAAAAUAUGGAGCAGGUAACCAGUAUAGUGUCUGAUGAGAGCAAACAGAGAGACUUGGUUUUGGAAGAUGAGGAGGAAGACUUCCUUGAUGAUGCUAGCAUAAAUAAUUAUGGGUCCCAAUGCCCGUUCGCGUUACGUCUCGUCGCUUGUGUUCUGCUGCUGGAAGUGACAGCGUUUCUCAGAGAGACUUACCAAACUUUACCGAAGUCGAGUAAACUGUUGACGAAGGAACGUCCGCCGCCCUGGGAAAGGAUGUACAGUCGAGAGGCGAACCGACGGUGGAGCGUGGCUCUGUCGUCCAUGGGCCACUCGCAGGCGUCCGCGCAGAGCCUUCAAUCCAUAGCCGGCGAUCGCGACGUUGUCGCGGAGCGCAAAAUCAGUUUUGUCCUCUACGAACCCGAUAAUGAGUCUGAGGGAAGCAGCAAAUCGAAUGUUACGAUUCAAGGUGAGGAAGCCCAAAAUGUCGAGAAGGAGAAGGCAAAGAGGGUGCAGGCACCUCAAAGUAGGCCGUUCCUCCUUCGUCGCAGUACUGCCAGUGCUGCGACUGGCUCGUUUAAAAAGAGAAGCCUUAAACUCCGUCGCAAUACCAAGGAGGGCAAAGAUACGGAGUGCGAAGCGUAUACAGUAAAACGUGCAGAUUCGAUUCAAUCUAAGAGAAAAGUGAGCUCGCUGUCCGAUAGAAGCGACACGUCCGAGCCCGGUGUCGCCGGCGAAGUCAGCGGCGACGAAUCGCCGGGAAUUCUCAGCGACGAUCAGCCACCGGAGAGUCCGAGCGACAGUAACGAAACCGACGAGACUAACAAGAAUUUUCCGUGGAUGAAAGUGCUGGUGCAAGUCGCCAAUUCCUUCAAUUUUUAUUGCUCCCACCAGAACUUCUGUCAUCCCUUCUGUCAUCGACGACAAAUGCGCGCCAGCAGCAGAUUGAUAAAGUCGGUGAGGAAGAUCUACGGAGAGAAAUUUGGUAUGCUAAACGGCACGGGUUUGUUGGAUAUUGACACUGAUAAGAAGGAUGAUAAGAAGGACAAACGCAGCCGUAAAGUGUCUGACCAAACUAGCGCGCAGGUGUCGCCUAUUCGAAGGAGAGACAGCGUGGGGCGAAAGUACAAGAUAGAAAAAAAUCUAGAUGGUUCUCAAUCCGGUCGAUUAACUCAACCGGAUUCUUCAAAAGAUCUCGCAGAGCAGGACUCUGAAAGAGGCAAGGAGUCCUUGAGAAGAAGCACAACAAAAAUCGAUGUUGAAGAAGAGAAGGAUAAAGAGCCACCGCCAAUCUUGAAAUAUGUAAAGACUCAAGUAAAGGACGCUUUUCACGCACCUCUGGCCACGUUAAUCAAAGGGGCGGUCGUCAUGACGGAGGAUUUGUUUGUGGAGGUGCUGCCUGUCGCGUGGGAGCUCUUAUUGGAGUCCAAUCAAGAAGUCGCCGCGUCGGCAGCGGCGCUCUUUAUAGUGUCAGCCGUGCGCGCACCGAAUCAGGCCAGCGAUCUGAUGCACAAGGGUCUUCAGCACAGCAACACCAGCGUGCGCAUCAAUGCCAUUUUGCGAUUUCAAGUUCUGUGGAAAUUGCGAUACCAAGUGUGGCCGCGGAUGGAGGAGGCGGCUCAUCUGACUUUCAAAGUAUCUCCGCCAGGUAUAGAAUUUACUCUGCCCUCGCCGAAGAUCGGGAUAGAAUCCUUGCCGGUGGUCGAUCCACCCUGGAUGCCCCAGGUCAAAACGAAAGUCGAGGAGGUCACUAUCAAUCAGGAACAUCAUAGAUCUCUAGUGACCGCGACGAAAACGCGGAAAAAGCAGCAGACCGAACUGAUCACAAGGGCUCUUCAGGCGCAAGACGACAAGAAGCGGGAGGAGAGAGAAAAUUUUCUUAUUACGACGAUACCGAUCACCGUGCAAGCCGCUUACGAGCCCAGUCCAGUAGGGGACGAUCACGACGAAGGAAAUGUAGGGGACGAAGAUGCUGCUGACACUGUGCCGAGGAAUACUCAAACGCAUCACGCUCAGUCGGCUCUCUCGUUGUUUCCCUCAUCGCUAUGUUCAGCGAUUGUUCAAAUUAUUAAUCUCCUGGACGAUCCAGCGGUCUCCGACGAUGGAAAUGCGGUGUACGAAGUGGCGUAUCAGGUGAUCUGGAGUUGCUUGGUGGAAGACAGCGCGCUGUUUCUCCGCUACGUACUGGAACGUCUUACGAGAGAGAAGCAGGAGUUAAUGUUCAAGAUUCUGAGACACCUUAUCAGAUUUGUCCCGAAGUUGCCGCAACAGGCUGCGUUCGCGCUGUACAAUUAUAUUAUCGGAUACGUCAUGUUUUAUGUCCGCACUCCACACGAGGAGGGCCAAAAGUUGAUCGGAACCGCGUUGUCAAUUCUGUGGAUGGUGGUGCACAGUGUACACGGCAUUAUGUUCAAAGAUCUAAAGCAAAUCCUGCGCAAGGAACAAUGCGAUGCGUCAAUUCUACUUACAGCGAAUGUUCCAUCGGCGAAGAAAAUCAUCGUUCACGGACCGCAGGAUCCUGACGCCGGAGAGAUACCCUCGCAGUUUCCGGUCCAAGAGGACACGCAAUUUUGUCAGAUACUCCGGGAGUCCUUGGACUUUUUUGGUGUCGAGGAAUCAAAGCAUCACGAGUAUUUCCUCGUGGAUUACAAAACGCAUCAAAUACACAAUCCAUCGUCGUACGUCAGAGACCACUAUUUUUUCAAGAGAUCUCAAUUCCCGCAAAUCGAACUCGUUCACAUGAAGCCGGAGGAUGCGUUCAAUGCAUUGCAACGGCAGGAAUUGAUGCACAAAUUCGUAGAAAUAGGAAAGGUACUGCUGACCUGGGCGAUUCUGAAGAAUGUUGAUAUGGUAGUGCAGAGAGUUGUGUUUCUUCACGAAGAACUCAUGAAGCUACCAUCGUUUCCGCGAAAGGCAUUAGAAGCGGACUUGGAUCUGUACAAAGGUGGCGAAAUCGGCAGAGAACUCCUUGGGUUGGAUGUGAUGCACAAAUUUAUGUGGGUCAGACUGAUCGCGCGCAUGUUCGAGGCCAUGGCCGGCAAUUUCGCGUAUUCCGGUGAUAUACACCUCUUUCUGAACGUCUUGAACGGCGCCGUGAUCAUUCACAGCGAGGACUCUUGCAUUCUACGCUACGUUGUGGCGACCUACAUAAACGCUGCGAUGAACUUUAAAAAUAUCUUCUCGACAAACGGCUACUUGCUAAUCAUGCCGACCUUACUGCAACUAUACUCGACGCAUCAGACCAACAAGCUCGUGACGACCACUGUCGAGUACGCCGUCAAGCAAUUCUAUCUCAUGAACCGUAAACCUUUCAUUUUACAAAUGUUUGGCAGCGUUUCUACCAUAUUGGACACGGACAUGAUAAGUGUCCACGGCGAGGCUCAUAAGGUUCCAUCUACGUGCCUAUUUAACUUAUUAUUGAGUUUGGAAACUCCGUCGCCGGAUCCACUCAAUAUAGGGGAAUUAGUGAAGGAAGAAAAGCCUUUGAAAGCGAUAGAUUUUUGUUAUCAUGACGAAAACGAAAUGGUCGAUGUGCUCGACUGUAUAUCUCUCUGCGUGAUGGUGAUAGCUUAUGCACCUGACUCGAUCAGAGGCCAACAGAUGCUGACAAUAUUGGAGGCAAUAUUGCCGUGCUACGUUCGACAGAUUCAAUUACCCACGUACAAUAAGGAAGGCAAAACGGAGAAGGAGAUAAUAAAUCAAUUGGCAAUUGCAGUUAGGACAUUAGUCAACAAUUCCGAAGCGUUGACAAAGUAUUAUAAUGGUCCGCAGAAAUCGAGUCCCGAACAUAAAGGUUCCAGUCAACGGAAUUACGGCAAAGGUCCGUAUUCGCCGGGCUUCGAUUUCGAAGAAGACACCCACACGAAAUAUUUAGAACAUUCGAAAGCUCGACACUUUUAUGAUCGAGACGAGGAUUUCCAUAAGAACGAGUUCAGAAGACCGCGCGACACUUUGUUAAAUAUGGUCGGGGAUUUUGUGGCUCGCUGUUCCGUUCGUUUGGCAGAGCUUAACAGGAAGUCUCAGGAUUCAAAAAAUAUCGAAUUACUGGAUUCAAAAUGCCAUGUGCGCUUAGCUGACAUCGCUCAUAGUCUUCUGAAAAUUUCUCCAUACGACCCGGUUACUAUGGGUUGCCGCGGGCUCAAGCGAUACAUGAACGAUAUUCUCCCUUCAACCGAGUGGGCGGCCGACGAGAUGAGACCGGCGUUAACGCUCAUUCUCAGGAGAUUGGAUAAGACCUUCAGUAAAAUACACAAAAAACCGUCGAUCAGAAGAAAUACCGAUUGGGCCGCUGCCAGUGAUCUUUUGAAAGGGGUUUACGAAACUCUGGCGAAAAGUCCGUACAUCGCGCACUUUCAGUAUUUGAAAACGUUGUUGUCCACUUGUCAGGCUUUAAUUGUCGGAGACCAUCUGUCUGAGGAUUUAACUUCAGCCUCCACAGCUGCUCUAAUGAGCAAGCUGCCCGCACCACUUCCGCCUCCGCAUUUUUGCUCGACGGUGCUACGUCUGAUUGCUCUACACGUGAUAUCCUUCGGCGAGGGAUAUUCCUUGGAAAAUGUUCUCGGCGGUCAGAACAUGUUUGCCACUCAGGCUCGCACGGAGAAUGCCCUGUUGAACUUGUUGAUACCAUUAUUUCUGCGCGUUGGAACUGGGAGAAAAGAUGUACCGAAACUGAAACAAUCGGACAUCUCUUUCGCUUUAACGACCGUACUGAACGCACUUUGGCCGCCGGGUGCGAAACCGAUACCACUGAUGCAAAGACCACCAACGGAUACAAGGACCGGUAGUAUAACGUUCACCGCGCGAGAUCCAAAAGCUCUGAUGAAAACAUCAUUAACAUUAUACCAGGUUGCCUUCUUAGCGCUUAAAAUAAUGACGAUAUGUUUCGAGACUGAACUGAGAACGGAAUGGCGGGUAAUUCUACGUGCGAUGCGUCUCCUGAAUAAGCGCAACGAAGCUUCCACGUACCUCUGGAAUUUCAUAGAAUUUAUCGUGACCCACCGCACAGCUCUGUACAUUCAAAUGCUUCCAUUCAUCGUCUAUAAGAUCGGACAAGCACCGAUAUCCGAGCACGAACGAAACAUGCACACCAUCAUACGCGAGAAGAUCAAUGGGAGCAGUACCACUGUGCCGAAAUCGCGGGGCGCGCUGCUCAUGGAUCUCAUUCACGAGUUGAAGAAUCUAAAGCAGGAAAUUGAGAAUCGAAGAUCCGAUGAGAUGCAAUCGGAACCUAAAAGAAGCGUGGUGGACAUACAUCCGAUAACCGAGAGCCAACAACCGCGCACGCAGAGGCCAUCUCUGUUGAUGGAUCUUUUGACUGGCGAUCUGGGAUCGAGAGCACACAUGAAUCGCACGCCCGCCGAGACACCGGUGUCGCAUUCCACAGCAGCUCAAUCUCAUUCGACCCAAUCCAACACGAGUAGCACGGUUAAAACAAUGCAUCACACUCAAGUAACAGCACCUCCGAACGGCACUCGCAUUGGUGGAUCCGUAUCGAGCACCAGUGCCGGAUCUGCUACUUUGCGCGAGGCGAGCGAAACGGCCGCCGGGGCGACCUGUGCCGAGCAGCCGUCGUCGACGACAGGGGAGACGAUGACGGGCCAGCUAAGUCCAAGCAGUCCGACCGAAGACAGUUCCGGAGAAUUACGUACCGACAGGCCUCGCUUACAACGUUCUAUGGGCCAAAGCAAGAAGACCUUCCGCUUAAGAAAAAGUCGAAAGAGUCACAUUGAGACGACGCAGACAAAGCUGCAGGAGCAGUCGGAUGCAGCGCUCGUGGAACAGCCGUCUAGUCAGCCGAAAGCGACGGGCCAGGCGUCGUCGGCAGCCGAUCCGCCGUCGUCCAACGUCCCAUCCAACUCCUCGUCCGUUCGCUCCAAGCGAAGUCUGUCUCUUCGCAAGUCGGACGGGGACAAGAACUCCAGCGUGCCUGCGGACCAGCAGCAAUUCCACGGGGCGGCGCAUCAGCACCAUCAUUGUCACUACUAUCAUCACCACGCGCAUCCUCAGGUGUCGGACGUGUCCUGGGAUGAGGACACGUCCAGCACUUCCGGCUAUCGUGAAUCGUACAGUAUGCAGAUCGUGUCGCUGGACGGUGCCAAUGCUCGCUCGGGCCAGGCACCGCCCUUGGCGUCGCCGGAUCUGAAUGACAUGCCAUCCACGAGCAGUACGACCACCAAUAAUUACAUAGCCUUCGACGGUAGCUCUCCGGAUUGCUCGUUUAAUGGCAGCGGAGGCGAGAAAACCGCUCUGUUAACUUCGAGCGAGCAGAGAACGACUUCUCAGCAUUCCUUGUUGAUGCAUUCUUUCUUUCCAAAUCAGGACGAAGAUACAUUAAUAUAAAUCACAAAAUUCAUACUUGAUUGAGACUGAUAAUUUAAUAUAACCAAUAGAUGCAAGAAUUUUAAGGUCGUUGGUAAUUUUAGACGAAGUUUGAAUAUCGAGAUUAAUAUGUGAAGAGGUUGAAUUUAUUUUUCUCUUUCUCCGAAAUUUUCCGCGAUUAAUGAAACAAAUGUAUCCUAUUAUUAAUUGACAUAAAAUUAAUAUUAAUACAAUUUUAAUGCAAACCGUGAGGCAUAUGUCCCGAUAAUUAAACUUUGUGGAACACACACAUUCUGUUAAUUUUAAGAUUUCUGCGAGGUAGUCGCGAUAUAGUAUAUUUUGAAUAGUCUUUGAAAAAUCUUUCAUUAAGAUCGUUAAGCAAGCGAAGAGAUCAGAUUGAAAAUAAUUCGUAAAAUAUAGCUCGUUUUUGAUCACGUAAAUUUUGAUGCUUUUAAAGAGUUUAGACUAGGCGUUGUAGUAGGCCUAUAAUCGUUUAUGCUGUGAUUGCAUAUACAGGCAUAUUUGAAAUAAAACACUCUCUAUAUGAAUACACAA